Schistosoma haematobium is the source of this 1706-nucleotide messenger RNA. RefSeq lists its product as uncharacterized. Bases 155 to 634 code for a protein of 159 amino acids. The record is from RefSeq and is a predicted model, not a curated record. The transcript is spliced from 8 exons. Lineage: Eukaryota; Metazoa; Platyhelminthes; Trematoda; Strigeidida; Schistosomatidae.
AUUAAGGCACCGCUUAUUAAAAAAACUAUUGUCAUAAAAGAAAGUUACAAAGUACAGAACCAGGCAUUCGGUUUAGACGCAAAUACACUAACCUCGUUUUUUGUUUAGCUAAAGUGUCCCGACAUGCUUGAGAUCCAUCACAAAAACUUACGUGAUGCAGUCCAAUACUAUGAGUUGCGUUGCAGUCAGUGAGAAUGUUCGUAGACACAGGGCCACUGUGAACUUGUCACGUUCCCUUGGUUGUCAUAGAACCACUUAUAACAGGAGGUGGAAUAAAAUGCGUGCAGCUUUCAUGAAAAGAUAUGACUUCCUUUCGUUCAGUGAGUUUGUUAAUGAAAGCACCAUAAAAGUAAAGAGAGAAAUCAGUUGUAAUGACAGUACUUCAACUGUUACACCAUCUACUAACAACACCAAUCAAAGUCUUUCAGAUAAUAGUGGAUGUACUGUAGUAAACUUGUGCUCUCAGAAGUUCGUAAAUCGUAAAGAACUGAUGAACGACUUUAUACUGUAUAUAAUGUCAAAUACAUCUCUGAGCAUACAAGAUGCUGAUCGGGUUCUGUAUGGCCUACGAUUUCUUAUCCCGGACAUACCGAAAAGCAUCAGAGGUGUUCUGAAGACUUGUCCAAGUGUUUAACCAAAGUUCAUCGGCAGUGGGGAUGAUAUCCACCUAAAAAGGUGCGACCGACCAGAUGACAAUUGGGCAGUUCUGAAAUGUAAAAUCACUAACGAAUUCGGUAACAAACAUAGAAACUAUGAUUCACUAUAGAUUCUCUGCAGUCGGCGAAAGAUGUUUUACUUGCAAUGUAAAUACUGGAAUCUCACCGUAGAAACACUUCUACGGAUGAGAACACAUUGCCACAAAACAAUGAGAAGCCCAAAAGGUCAGUACAACAAUCUUACUAACAAUCCCUAGAAGUGCAAUGAAGCGUAAAGAAGAUUUUCUUUACAAUUCAGUCGACAUGGAUGUGGCUGAGAUACAGGCUGGGAAUAGCCACGUACAAUAUCCGAAAUUCCGGUUGUUCGACAAAUUCGUAUCGCCAAUUCGACACAAAUACAGACGUCACCAUCCACAUCGGAAUCUAAGCAUGUCGGUGGUGCUAUAGCCGAUCAGUAAGUCACCUGCAUCAUUUAGUGAACUUUUUCAGCUUUGAUAGGUUGUACAAGAUUUUGCAGAACAUAUCCUCGGUCAUUACUGACCUGAGUAGUAAUGUUAAGCAGUUACUAUCUAAGUCUAACGAACGCGAACAACCGCAUCAAUUCGAUUGCGGGCUCUCCAGCCAGCAGUUCCCUUUGUCAUCUGAAGAGAAACUGCAGAUGCUGGAGACUGGUUUGCAGCAGAAAGAAACCAGAGACCGAUUUAUGGCAGUGGUUACCAGGUUAUCAAGUGAUGACCCGAAAACCUCAAUGAGUAACUUCACGUUACUUGGAACUUCUAAACGACCACUUCUAAAAUGACGGUUUUACGGCUGCAUAAGAAAUAACUCAUAUUUAAUAUUUAAACUUCAAGUGCGUUAACAAAUCGCUUUUUAUCAUCCUCUGUCAACGAAAAAGAUCUUGCGAAGCUGUGCGACAUAGCCACACAAGGUUUUUUCACGAUGUCAGAGACAAAGUGAUAAAGCGUAAAAGAAGGAAAGAAGGGCAGUUACAGUCAUCAGUCUUAACGGACAUAACCGUAAGUUUAGCUUAAAGUAUUCGGCUGUGCCAAG